Microsporum canis CBS 113480 is the source of this 1584-nucleotide messenger RNA. RefSeq names its product monooxygenase. The coding region runs from base 1 to 1584 and encodes 527 amino acids. Gene Ontology annotation, molecular function: N,N-dimethylaniline monooxygenase activity; flavin adenine dinucleotide binding; NADP binding. NCBI's taxonomy places the organism in Eukaryota, Fungi, Ascomycota, Eurotiomycetes, Onygenales, Arthrodermataceae. The record is from RefSeq and is a predicted model, not a curated record. The transcript is spliced from 7 exons.
AUGGCGACCAAAGAUCAUACCACAUCAUACAGCCAGAUCGCCUGUAUCGGCGCUGGGCUGUCUGCAACAGCCUUAGGAGCAACGCUGAAAAGAUGGUAUAAAAUCAAUGAUAUAAGAUUCUUUGAACGACGACCUGCUUUCGGCGGUACAUGGGAGGCAAACACAUAUCCGGGAUGCGGCUGUGACAUUCCCAGCGCUCUUUAUAGCUUCUCUUUUGCUCUCAAUCCCAAUUGGACGAAGCUGAUGGCGCUGUCCGAGGAGAUAAGAGAGUAUAACGAAGGUGUUGUCGAUGCUUACGAUUUGCGCCACCGCAUAUCACUCUCUACGGAGGUGCUUAAAUGCGCCUGGCAGGAGGACUGCUCAAGAUGGCUUCUCUUCCUAAGGGAUGUCAACAGCGGACGGGAGUUCACGCACGAAUGUCAGGUGUUGUUCAGCGCAGUUGGCCUGUUAGUGAAGCCUCGACAUUGUAAUAUCCCCGGAAAGGCCUCGUUCAAGGGGCACAUCUUCCACUCUUCAAGAUGGAACCACGACGUAUCCCUGGAAGGGAAGAAUGUCGUCGUCAUCGGAAAUGGAUCUUCAGGCAGCGCAACACAGCUCGUCCCUGCAAUUGCAAACGAAACCAAGUCGCUUACGCAGAUUGUGCGCUCAAAACAUUGGCUAGCACCGCCUAUCAACUUCAAAUACCCUCCGUCUGUACUCUGGGUAUUGCAGAACGUCCCCCUGGCUCUGCGUCUCCAACGAUUUAUGGUCUAUCUUUUGGCAGAAAGUGUAUUUCCGAUGUUUGAAAUGACAGAGAAAGGGAGGAAAUUACGCGAGAAGAAACGAACCAUAUCAGAAAAUUAUAUGAAGAAGACGGCCCCCGAAAAAUAUCAUGAUAUGCUCAUCCCGGAUUUCGAAAUCGGCUGCAAGCGCCGAAUAUUCGAUUCCGGAUACCUUGAAACCCUUCAUAACGAGAAUGUACUACUCACAGAUAAGAAGAUUGAGCAAAUUGUUCCGGAUGGGAUCCAAACAAGCGACGGAUUCAUCCCGGCCGACGUCAUCGUUCUGGCUACUGGGUUCGAUACGAGCGACUAUAUGAAGGAAACCAUGAAUAUCUUUGGCCGUGGGGGUAAAUCCGUCAGCGAACACUGGGCCGAAUAUGGUGGCCCCGAAGCAUAUAAUUGCUCUGCUAUGCAUGAAUUUCCCAACUUCUUCAUGUUGCUUGGGCCGAAUUCCGCAACCGGCCAUACUUCAGCUCUGAUGGCUACCGAAAACUCCGUGAAUUAUGCUCUCCGCAUCCUCAAGCCCGUUCUCAAGGGUGACGCCACUUCCGUCGAAGUAAAGCAAGAGGCCGAACGCGACUACGCCAACAAGGUCCAGGCCGCUCUUCAGAAUACUGUCUUCCAUACCGGUUGCAAAUCGUGGUAUACAAAUGACAAGGGAUGGAAUGGCACAACGUACCCCUGGCGGCAGUCCUACUACUGGUAUCGAAGCUUAUUCCCUUGCUGGUCAGAUUGGGAUAUCAAGGGCCCUCCGAAGAAGUCCUGGGGGAGCUGGCUUUUUGGUUCUAAUGCUGGUGAUUCCCAUGCUGGUGACAUGGCAUGA